Molecule: messenger RNA, 474 nt
Organism: Stylophora pistillata
Lineage: Eukaryota; Metazoa; Cnidaria; Anthozoa; Scleractinia; Pocilloporidae
Source: RefSeq, a predicted model, not a curated record
AUGGUUGAUGCUCACUCAAAGUGGCCAGAACUGAUUGGUCCCAUGAAAACCACCACCACUGAAGCAACAGCCAAUGCUAUGUGCAACAUUUUUGCAAGAUACGGCCUUCCAAAGCAAAUCCUUAGUGACAAUGGCCCACCUUUUCAGUCUGCUGAGUACGAGGAAUUCUUGAGACAAAAUGGCAUCCGGAAGAUAUUGGUUUCCACGUAUCAUCCAUCCUCAAAUGGUCUAGCUGAGCAGUUUGUGCAAACCUUCAAGCACUCUCUCGAAUCCUCAGCAUCUGAUCCAUCCUGCACACUGCAGCAGAGAAUUCAGAUCUUCCUUUUGUCUUACAGAAGCACCCAGCAUGCCACAACUGGCCCGUCCCUAGCCAUACUGUUUCUACAAAGAGAAUUGCACACGUCUCUCUCUAGUGAGACUGGACCUCGCCACUUGUGUCACCCACCAGCAAAUAAAGAUGAAGAUGCACUAUGA